AUGCGUGGAUUCAGCUUUUUGGGCUUCGUCGGGGGGGCCUGUGGCGUGACCUUGAAGUUCGGUCAGGACGUGGAUUGGCCGCCCUAUGCGUACAAGAAUGCCACGACAGGGCAGCUCAUGGGCUUCGGCAAGGACAUCGCGGAUGGCAUGACAGCCUUGUGUGAGAACCUGACUAUCGAGACGGUUGAGACAAACUGGCUCGACUGCUGGACCUCCGAUGGCAAGCUUGGACCCAAGCUUGCGGAUGGCACGCUGGAUGCCUGCAUGACGUACAGUCAUGGCCGCGGAGCACGCGACACCUUGGCUGAUUUUUCUUUGGCUAUUCUUGACGACAACAAAGCAGCUGGCUUGCUGACUCUGCUGGAUGGCGGCGUGCCAAGG
Symbiodinium pilosum is the source of this 381-nucleotide messenger RNA. Lineage: Eukaryota; Dinophyceae; Suessiales; Symbiodiniaceae. The record is from the annotation of a GenBank genome assembly.